AUGCCUUUGGUCAAAGCUGCCCCAGAAGUCAACGAAGACAGCCGGAUUUUGGGCUAUGACCCAUUGCUGUCGCCUCAAUUCCUUCAGAGUGAAGUUCGCGCUCCAACUCAAGCCCUCGAGACUGUUCGCUCGGGUCGUGACCAAGCUAUUGAGGUCAUCGAACAGCGUGAUGACCGUCUCCUUGUUGUCGUCGGUCCAUGCUCCAUCCACGAUCCGGACACCGCUCUUGAAUAUGCGCGGAGGUUGAAGGCGCUCGCGGCAAAACUCCAACAAGACUUGUGCAUCAUCAUGCGUGCCUACCUGGAAAAGCCUCGAACCACGGUCGGUUGGAAAGGUCUCAUCAACGACCCGGACAUCGACUCGUCGUUCAACAUCAAUAAAGGUCUCCGUGUGUCGCGCAAGCUCUAUGCGGACCUGAAUGGCAUGGGGAUCGCAAUCGACGCCAUCGGUGCAGCCGCACAUCCACAUCAUUUCCUUGGUGUAACCAAGCAGGGUUUGGCAGCCAUCACCAAAACAGCCGGUAACGAGCAUGGGUUCGUUAUUCUUCGCGGCGGUAAUAAGGGAACCAACUAUGAUCCAGAGAGUAUUGCUGCUGCGCGACAGGAGCUUCGAAAGAAAGGCCAGCGUGAGAUUGUGAUGGUUGACUGCUCUCACGGCAAUUCGAACAAGAACCACCUGAACCAACCCAAGGUAGCCAAGUGUGUCGCUGAUCAGCUCCGUAACGGCGAGGACGCCAUCAUCGGCGUCAUGAUCGAGUCGAACAUGUACGAAGGAAACCAAAAGGUGCCUCCCGAGGGCCCGAGCGGCUUGGCCAAGGGUGUCAGCAUCACGGAUGCCUGCAUCAAUUGGGAGAUGACUGUUGACGUCUUGGAGGAUUUGGCCGAAGCUGUUCGCACCCGCAGAAAGACCCGCGGUGCCAAAGCCAAUGGCAUCAACGGCAGUUCCUAA
This is a messenger RNA of Uncinocarpus reesii 1704, 948 nucleotides long. Its product is annotated as phospho-2-dehydro-3-deoxyheptonate aldolase. Bases 1 to 948 code for a protein of 315 amino acids. Gene Ontology annotation, cellular component: cytoplasm. Gene Ontology annotation, biological process: aromatic amino acid biosynthetic process. Gene Ontology annotation, molecular function: 3-deoxy-7-phosphoheptulonate synthase activity. NCBI's taxonomy places the organism in Eukaryota, Fungi, Ascomycota, Eurotiomycetes, Onygenales, Onygenaceae. The record is from RefSeq and is a predicted model, not a curated record. The transcript has 4 exons.